Ilex paraguariensis (yerba mate) is the source of this 1265-nucleotide messenger RNA. Lineage: Eukaryota; Viridiplantae; Streptophyta; Magnoliopsida; Aquifoliales; Aquifoliaceae. The record is from the annotation of a GenBank genome assembly.
GAGAAAAACAAAAUAAUUUUGAUGAAUUAUUUAUUAACUGAUGGCAUUAAACAAACCCAAAAGCCGACAGAAAGAGGUCGGAUUGGAAAGGGAAUGGAGCCUGUGGGCUUCUAGUGUUUUGUUCAUCAUACUUACAUCUAUCCCCUAUAUUAUUAUUUAAUUACGAUUGAAUUGAUAAAGCGGUGAAGAUUGUUUUAAUGGACGGCAAUAAAACUAUCAAAUUCAAGAGGGUCUGCGUCUUCUGUGGAAGCAAUCCUGGGCAUAGAAAAGUCUUCAGCGAUGCUGCUGUUGAGUUAGGGAAUGAACUGGUGAAUAGGAAGCUCGAUUUAGUGUAUGGUGGUGGAAGCGUUGGGUUGAUGGGAUUGAUUUCCCAAAGAGUACUUGAUGGAGGGUGCCAUGUCCUUGGGGUUAUUCCAAAAGCUCUUGUACCUCUUGAGAUAUCUGGUGAAACUGUUGGUGAAGUUAGAAUUGUUUCAGACAUGCAUGAGCGUAAAGCUGAAAUGGCUAGGGAGGCCGAUGCUUUUAUUGCACUUCCUGGAGGAUAUGGAACCAUGGAAGAGACAUUGGAGAUGAUAACAUGGUCACAACUUGGGAUUCAUAGAAAACCGGUUGGUCUGCUAAAUGUUGAUGGCUACUAUAACUCUUUGUUUGCGUUAUUCGACAAUGGUGUUGAAGAAGGUUUCAUCAAGCCAGGUGCUCGGCACAUAGUUCUCUCUGCUCCAACUGCCAAAGAGCUUUUAAUAAAGAUGGAGCAAUACACACCUUCCCAUGAUCAUGUUGCCCCUCAUGAAAGCUGGCAAAUGGAGCAACUUGACAACUAUUCUUGGGGACAGAAUCCACAAUGAAUUUCGGCUUUGGUGGUAGGCCUUUCUUUCAAAUAGAUUCCUGAUCUGAUUCAUCAUUGUUUGAAAUGUGUAUGAGAAUCUGUUCAGGUGGGGCCAGAUAUAAUGUAUUACUAUGUACUAUUGUCAAUUCUUUGUGGUUUGAAUUCUCGUAGAUCAUCCUUGCUGUUCUGCACUAAAAACUUUUAGUUUUUAUGGAAUGGUCAAUCCAUUCACUAUUUUGAAGUCAUCUUGGCUGUUACCACCUAUGAGAGGGCAAAGAACUUUGAAAUGCAAAGAGCUAGUAAGAAGCUCUAGAACGUAACAUUCUCAUGUCAAGUGGGAUAGCCUAUCAGGGCAUUAGCUUGACUACAACUUAUAGUUGAUUUGACGGCAUGUCCUUGAAAGGUUUGGUUCUUUGAAAUAAAGAUGCUGGAUAAUAAG